CCCGGAUUGGGCACCGGUGGCCCUCAUUUGCAUGGAAGAUCGGGAUUGGCUCGCCUCUUGGGUGGCCCGGGCGGUGUUCGUCCGGCGCGUGACCAUCCUUUGCCAUGGCGGGUCCGGGGGCUGUUUUCCGCCGUCUGGGUGCCUUGUCCGGAGCCGGGGCCUUAGGCUUGGCCUCCUACGGGGCGCACGGAGCCCAGUUUCCGGAUGCCUACGGGAAGGAGCUCUUUGACAAGACCAACAAACACCACUUCUUACACAGUCUGGCCCUGUUAGGGGUGCCCCUGUGCAGAAAGCCCCUCUGGGCCGGGUUACUGCUAGCUUCUGGAACUACCUUAUUCUGCACCAGCUUUUACUACCAGGCUCUGAGCGGAGACCCCAGCAUCCAGACUUUGGCCCCUGUGGGAGGGAGCCUGCUAAUUUUGGGCUGGCUUGCCUUGGCUCUUUGAGCUUCCUUGUGUUGAAUUUCUGGGUGCUUUUUCAAGAAAUGGAGCAGGGAGGGCAUUAAAAGAGAAAGGCAAAUAAAGAA
Messenger RNA from Phacochoerus africanus (Common warthog), 526 nucleotides. RefSeq names its product transmembrane protein 256 (gene TMEM256). The transcript is spliced from 4 exons. NCBI's taxonomy places the organism in Eukaryota, Metazoa, Chordata, Mammalia, Artiodactyla, Suidae. Bases 105 to 446 code for a protein of 113 amino acids. The record is from RefSeq and is a predicted model, not a curated record.